GUUCAAGAGCAGGCACACGUCUCGCGGCCGAGCAGAAACGCCGCAGCUUUCGUACUGAGUGCACGCGAACGCCGCUCGCGGUUUCCGAACGUCGCGAAACACGAGUGUUCCAAAUUUAAUUUUUUAAAAGAAAGUGUUUAUUUUUUUCUGCAAGCAACCAGCGACAACAUGCGGAAUUUAGUGAGGAUAGCAGCCCUAGUGCUCGCUGUGACAGCCGCGAUCGGCGCACCGGCGUCCUCAGCCAGCCACAACGACAACCUGACCAUAGACAAAAAAGAACCGACCACACACGAACUGCUCAGCGCGCUCGGACUGAAAAAACUCAGGGUCCCCGCCGCGCAUCAUAGGAAGCGAUUAGCCGAACAAGGCCGACGGCACGCGACGGGCGAUUCAAGAAUGUACGUGAUCAAAUUACCACCCAAUACGAGCUAUUACUCGCACGCGGAGCCUGCGCCCGCCGCCGCCAGGACCCUGCCUUUACAAAUGACCAGCAACGGGAAGCCUGCCAGAGUUUACCACUGGAACAUUCCAGUGCUGCAAAAACUCGCCAAGAACAGACCUCAGGCGCGAUUCGACGAUGAUCUUUUAGAUGUGGAGAGUACUCCAACGUGGCCUAAGGGAGCCAAUGACCAUCCCAAUUCUUUGGAUUCGUUGGCGUAUUACGUUCCAGCGAAGAAGACAUCGUUUAGGAAAUAUUUCUCAGGCAAUGGAAAGCCCAAGUCUUUCUACGUCAUCGAGAAGGAUAAGAAAUCCGCGCAAUACCACAGGUUAUUGCCGUAAUUACUCAAUGUAAUGUUGGCAACUGCGAUUUGUAUUCAAGUUCGCGCCGAUUUGUAAAAUUAUGUUUAAUAAGCCAUGAUUACGAAUUAAUUAUCAAUUUGAUUCCAUAAGUUCAUAUUUCGAAAUCACUUUAUGAGGCGUAAAAGAAAAUCAUGUGAAUAACAAUUGAUGAAAUUUUCACCUAAGAAUGGAUUAAAAUAAAUGAUAAUUACACAAAACUCCGCGAAACCGGAUUGCUGCACAUUAAAGUAUUGAAAAACGGACUGAAAUUAUAUAGCAAAUAUACAUUUUAAUUACAGUAUAAAAUAAUUAAAAUAUAUAGUAUGCCACAUACUUAAUCCAUGUUCGAUCUUCAAUAUUUUAUUUUGCGGCAAUGCGCUUGUGGUUCCGGAGUAAUUUAAAUCUGCGAUAACAAAGCGCCACUGCUUUCUUACUUUUAAAAUCAUAAGAUAACAUAUUGGACGCAGUCACUUGUCAUUAUUGAUUGACGGAUCAGGCAAUCAUCCAAUGUGAAUUAGAGACAGCCCUUCGCCUCCAACGUGGUGUGGCUGACACUGCAUCUAUUAAAUCAUACAAAUAAUAAACCAGUGUCCCGUGAAAUAUGUCAAACAUAGAAAAAUAGACUGCUGAUAAAUAUGGGUAGUUAGCCCUAAAGCAUGGGCUAUGGUCUCAUACUUUCAUUAAACAUAAAUAUCACACUUAUUAAUCACCUAGUAUUUUAUGCUACUUGUAAAAUAUAACAAUCGGUAGAGUAAGAUAUAGAUUUAAAAAUGGCGGUAAUUUAAACAUUUAUUAAGCGCUUCAUGCGAAUGUAAUUAUGAACGAAAUUAAUACUUCAUUAUAUCAAAUUACUGCCUAACUAGCCCAGUUCUCAUGUUUUGCGUCAAUUUGAGGCUAAUAAGGUACUUAAACCUAUCUAAUAUAUAUUAAAAGAGGGACAUCUCAAUUUCCAGCAAACACCUAUCAGAUGCGACAGUCAAAAAAUAAUGUAAAUUGAUUAAUUGAAGAUGUCUCUUCGCUGUAUCGCAAAUAUGAUUUAAGACAUUACACAUAUCCACUUUGUAUUUAAACUUUACUUGUAUAUAAAAUCCAGUAUACACCACGUAGUUGUAAGUAAUCUAUAGGUGCUUAGGUAUAUUAGUAAGACUGUAUAACGAAUUUAAAUUAUUACUUAGAAUUCUUACAACUAUACUAUGUAACUAUGAAUAAGACUUAUACGAGAUAUUUCUGAAUUUAACUGAAAGUGGCUCAUAUUGCUAAAACUUAAGUUAUUUAGAAAUAGUUCGUAAAUAUUUUAUACGAAAAUGUUCCAUUGUAUGCAUUUAUUAUUGUACUGCUAUAAUUGAAAUAACGCAUAAUUAUAUGUAAGAUUAUUGAGGAAGUACUUUAUGGAGAUAAGUAUAUGUAUAGUAUGGAAAUCUUCUACUGAAAUAAUGAAAUCAAGUCAGUGGGCUUUCGUCCCAGAUAGUUACAAAAACAUGAAUUAGUGGAGAGGUGGCGAAUUUCGGAGUCUGAAUAGUAUCAACCCUCUCCUGGACACAGAUUGGCCUUACAAAUAAGAGAAUUCGCGUAUGACAUCUUCUAUGCUAGCCCAGGGACGUAACAUGGGUUCCUGCCCGGCAGGGCGGACCAUAAAUUUGUCGCCCAAAGUUGACGAGAGCAAAAAAGAAGUCAUUUCAACGAACAAGAGUCAUGCGCGCUCUAGUAAUGAGACCUAAUAUAAAAUAUUUCAAAGGUUUUAUUUAUUUUAUUCGUGGGUCGCCCGUUUGGUACCGAAUGCUGAUUAUUCCAUAUGCUAUACUAUCUUUUUUUAAAUAAUCAAAUCGUUUUUAUUUCUUCCCAAAUAUUAUUAUUUUUAUCCAACAAUUAAAUGCUGUCAUUAAUUAAAAUACAAAAUGUAUUAAAGAUGGAUAAGACUGAAUGUAUGUAAUGAAUAUCUGAUUGUUUCAGACAUGUAAACACGGGGAAGUAUGAGAUAUUAUACCUAUGUAUAACAAUGCUUAGAAGCAAGAUUAACAGAAUGAAAUGUAUUUAAAACUUACAUUUUUCAAACUUGUUCAAAACGGCCAUUACCAAACAUCGAAGUAAACGGAAAUGACUGCGUUAUAGUCUUUUGUCUUACUAUUUUAAACUUUAUUAAAGGAUAAAAGAGCUCUCUUAUAAAUAACUCUUAUUUGCCGUGUAUAAUUUUUCAUUAUAUAUAUAUAAAUUUAACACGUCAAUAUUUCAUAUUAACAAAACUGGUACAACAUGAUGAUUGUACGGAGUGACUCUACAUAAAUCGAUAAACACUCGAAUAUAUGUAAAGAAAAUGAAAUCUACGUUUGUGAUGGAUGGAUAGAUGGAUUGAUAGAUCCACCAAUUCCAAAUUUUGUACUUUUACUGUAACUUCUAUGAAAGAAAACUAACUUUUGUUAUGAUUACACAUAUUUGUACUGUACUUUUAAGACAUGCUGUAAUUAGUUUUGCCUAAAAUGUAGGUUUCCUAAUGCAGACAAUCCUUUUUACCUUUGUGUCUACAUAUUGAUAUAUAUACUUACUAUAAUCAGAUAGAUAUUGUAUUGUAUACAUACAUACCUACUGCUUUGCGACCUAAUCGCUUUACAUAUUUUAGGACAAGACAUACUUUGUCAUAUACGAUACAUAGGUAUUAUGACCAUCAUUGUAGAGCAAAGAAAGUGUUUAGAAAAACCUUAUACUUGUAUCUCGACUGCCUCGGUGGCGUAGUUGUAUUGCAUGUCCGGUACAAUAGCGCUCUGAGGUCCUGGGUUCGAAUCCCGGGUCGGGCAAAGUGAUAUUUGGGUUUUUCUGCUCAGUAUCAGCCCGGAGUCUGGAAUUUGUGCCCGAUAUGGCGAUAGGCUCGCCCCCUAUCACAUCAUGGGACGGAACAUACUUGGCGAAAAGUGGGUGCCCUAGUUGCGCCUCUGCAUACCCCUUCGGGGAUAAAUGCGUGACGUUAUGUAUACUUGUAUCUCAAAGUAUUAUAUGAAGACAAUAUAGUACACCUACUGUAUAAUGUAACAUAUUACUAUACUCUUUGUAAUGCAUUUUUGUAGUAGUCUCGGCUCUCGAACUAAACUGAUAAUUACUUUUAAGGCGAAGCCUAUGCUUUAACUAUGAUAUGUUGUUAAUCUAGCAUUAAGUUUAUUUUGUACAACAUACUUAAAACUUGAACAAUAAAUAUUUUAUUAAAUUA
Molecule: messenger RNA, 3976 nt
Organism: Manduca sexta (tobacco hornworm)
Lineage: Eukaryota; Metazoa; Arthropoda; Insecta; Lepidoptera; Sphingidae
Exons: 2
Coding region: 169-780 (203 amino acids)
Source: RefSeq, a predicted model, not a curated record